AUGGGAUUUGCUGAUGAGCUGCAGAUUCGUUUCGGUCAGCGACUGUUGGCCAAUCACUGGCUACCACCUUCACUAACGCCUCUGCUUCGAAUAGCAGCGAUUGCUCUGCGACAGAACAUCGAAACGAAGCAAGUCGAGAGGACGUCGAUCGGCAGCAAUACUGAAUUAACAGUGGACACUAUCGGCUUCAUGGAAUCGGAACUGCAAUCACUGAGGAGACAGCGCGAUGCGAAACAGGUGCAGCAAGCAGCUGAGCAAAACAACCGAGAACAACAAACACAAAGCCAAAAAGUAGGGAGUGAAGGUUUAUCACUACAGCGAAGUGCAUUGUCACCAAAACCAAGACCCCGU
Molecule: messenger RNA, 351 nt
Organism: Anisakis simplex (herring worm)
Lineage: Eukaryota; Metazoa; Nematoda; Chromadorea; Rhabditida; Anisakidae
Source: the annotation of a GenBank genome assembly